Molecule: messenger RNA, 591 nt
Organism: Humulus lupulus (European hop)
Lineage: Eukaryota; Viridiplantae; Streptophyta; Magnoliopsida; Rosales; Cannabaceae
Product: leucine-rich repeat extensin-like protein 5
Exons: 2
Coding region: 1-591 (196 amino acids)
Source: RefSeq, a predicted model, not a curated record
AUGCCUACCAAGAAGGCAUUCGACUUGUACACCAAUACCACUACCACAACUACUUCGAAUAGGAAAAAGUCGAACCCGCGUCAUCCUGGAGAAGGUUGUAGUGAUCCUUCUGCAAAAAUGGCUCAGACGGAGGACCCUCCUGUACCAACUCCCUCAAAAGAGAUGACUCCUUCUCCAGGUCCUGCCGACCAGAAUCCUCCAGAUCCCACCGACCAGAAUCCUCCAGCUCCCACCGACCCAAGUUCUCCUGCUCAGCCAGAUAAAACUCUGCCUGCACCUCAGCUAGUGACGGGUUGUAGAAACUGUCCAAACACCGGAAUUCUGACUGUGAGUACCGGUUGGCACCGCUCGGAGGAGAUAGUCGGCAAACAUGAUGAAGAGAUCAAGGCGGCCGAGGGAAGGCUCGCCGAGCAACACAAGGUAGUCAAGGCCAAGCAUGUUAUGGAGUUACAAGCAGCUGAGGUUAAGAUCACCAAGCUUGAGGAGGAACUAAAAAAUAAGGAGGAAUCAAUUGCUAAAAUCACGGCAUCCAAGGAGAGGUAUAAGGAGGCCUCGCUGAUAACUAUCGAGAAGCUAAAAAACUUCAAAUAG